AUGUCACGACGGCCCAACCCUGCCGCCGACCGGGCGGAGCAGAAUCGCGCCACACUGAAGAACUUGGUAAAGCUCGAAGGCAACAAGACAUGCUCAGACUGCAAGCGGAACAAGCACCCACGAUGGGCAAGCUGGAAUCUGGGCGUCUUCAUAUGCAUUCGAUGUUCGGGCAUACACCGCGGCAUGGGAACGCAUAUCAGCAGGGUCAAGUCGGUUGACCUCGAUACCUGGACUGACGAACAACUCGAGAGUGUAUUGAAAUGGGGAAAUGCGCGAGCCAACAAAUACUGGGAAUCGAAACUGGCACCUGGCCACGUUCCAUCCGAGGCCAAGAUUGAGAACUUUAUCCGUACAAAGUAUGAAUCAAAACGCUGGGUUAUGGAUGGGCCCAUGCCGGAUCCUUCCACUCUGGACAGUGACGAUGAUGAUGUGCCAUUGAGUAAGGUGCAGGAGAAGGUACAAAUAGAACGCUCAGCCUCGCAACGCCUGGCACAAGGCUCCGGCCGUGCCCCGCCCCCUCAGCGACAGGCACAACAGCAGCCUGUUAUCGACCUUUUUGGGGAUGAUCCAGUUCCCGAGCGACCGAGCACUGGACCGCCAGCUGCUGCACGACCACCCCCAAAGGCAGAACCAGCGCCCCCGAAACAGCACAAAGCAGGAGAUUCAUUGCUAGGCCUCGACUUUCUCGGCGGAGGAUCCUCUGCUGCACCCGCUCGUCCAUCCAGCACAGGUCCUGCUACUACGGCUGCACCCUCAAGACCAGACCUCAAGCAGUCGAUCCUGUCUUUGUAUGCUGCAAAGCCCGCGGCAGCGCCUCAGCCACAACAGCAUGCUCGUCAAGACUCUUUUAGUGGACUCGUAUCAUCCCAGGCACAGGCAUCACCACAGCAGUCAUCGUUUGGCGGUAUGAACGAUGCAUUCAGCAGCUUGUCCUUCAACGCUGCUCCUGCCCCUAAGCCCUCACCAUUUUCUGGUCUGGAUAGCUUCUCGAGCAAAAAAUCACCACCCGCAUCGUCAUCUUCUUCUAACAUGUUUGGUGGCGGCGGCAACUUUUUUGAUUCAAAGCCUGCUCCACAGAGUCGUACCAUGAGCCCUGCCGGAGGAGCGAGCAACUUUAGUGCCUUUUCUUCACCUGCGCCAUCCAAGCCUGCAGCUCCGGCAGCGUCUGGUAUGGCCGACCUCCUUGAUCUCUCCAUGCCUUCCGCGCCUGCACCACAAGUUACCUCACCGCCAAUAGCAUCGCCGCCCGCCAACUCGGCAUUCAACCUCUCUUCACCCGCGCCUGCUCCUGCUACAAAGUCUACGCCUGCUGCACCAGCGGUCAACUACUCAGGGUUCUCAAACAUGGAUGCCUGGAGUGGUAAUGACGUCUGGGCAUCGUCCGCGCCUAGCCAGCCUGCAGCAACCACAUCCACCGCGCAGGCAACAACGACUAGCUGGAACGCACCUAAAGUGACGCAGGAUGACGACUUUGGUGGUUGGAGCAGUGCUGCACCCACGACAACCUCCAACACUACCACUACCCAAAGCAAGCCCGCAGGAGGAUUUGGUGGCACGAGCGAUGAUUUGUUCUCCAAUGUUUGGGAGUAA
Molecule: messenger RNA, 1590 nt
Organism: Bipolaris maydis ATCC 48331
Lineage: Eukaryota; Fungi; Ascomycota; Dothideomycetes; Pleosporales; Pleosporaceae
Cellular component (GO): cytoplasm
Molecular function (GO): GTPase activator activity; metal ion binding
Source: RefSeq, a predicted model, not a curated record